Molecule: messenger RNA, 327 nt
Organism: Trypanosoma theileri
Lineage: Eukaryota; Euglenozoa; Kinetoplastea; Trypanosomatida; Trypanosomatidae
Exons: 1
Coding region: 1-327 (108 amino acids)
Source: RefSeq, a predicted model, not a curated record
AUGUACGCCGCUGCCCGUCUCUGGCGGUCGCCCGUCACGAACCGCAUGGGCCGCACCGUCGGGGUGUACGACCGCCGCGGCCGCUUCAGCACCGACGAGGCCGCCGCCGCCCUGCAGUUGGACGCCGCCUACACCGCCGCCCUCUACCGCCCCCUCCACUACACCUUCGCCGUCGGCGGCCAACACUACCCGGCGGAACAGGGGCGGGUGAGUCGGCCGGGGAGCAGGAGUUGCGCGAGGGGGCAGAUGUUUCCACUCUACCGCAGGAAUAGACGGCUGCAGGCACAGUUGAUGGAGUUGGAUAGGCGGACCAUCACAACAGAGUAA